Molecule: messenger RNA, 1320 nt
Organism: Phytomonas sp. EM1
Lineage: Eukaryota; Euglenozoa; Kinetoplastea; Trypanosomatida; Trypanosomatidae
Source: the annotation of a GenBank genome assembly
AUGCAACUUCCAUUUAAGAUAUCCACCUCUGUCACCGCGCCGCCAGUGGGAUUCAUGAGCGUCACGCUCGUGGGAACAGGUGCUUCCUCCGGAAUUCCCAUCAUUGGUCAUAUUAACGCCGACUGUGCUUGUCAGGAUGCUAUUGAUCACCCUGAGGGCAAUCCCAACCAACGCUUGAACGUAAGCCUUCUCAUUACGGUACCUCACACCGCGAAGUCGAAACUGACCGCGACAGACGAAAAGAAUGCGAAAGCAAACACAACCUGUGGGGACCAAGAAGAAAAUGCAUCUAUUCACAACAAGUUUGGUGGUGAGUUCCUGAACCAAAUAGAUGGUGUUCCAGUCCGCUUCACGCUUAUUGAUUGUGGUAAGACCUUUCGCGAUGCCUAUUUUAAGGUACUCGCUCGACAUGGUAUGCAUGAAGUCGAUGCACUGUUGUUAACGCACGAUCAUGCAGACGCCAUCAUGGGACUGGACGACCUGCGCGAUCUCCAGAGGAUGCAUAUGGUGGAGGCGAAUUGGAUUGUCGAUACUUACAUUCCUACUUACCUUCAGUGCCAGACGAUGCAUAUCAUAGAGAAAAGUGUUGGGUAUAUAUUCCGGAACAGCCAGAUUGUGGGCCCUGCACCAAAAACUGCCUCAGAGCACAAGGCUCUGCUUCGGGAGCACGUGGAGCGGGAAAAGCAUACGAAAGGUGAAAAUGCGUGGAACGACAUUGGAAUUCGACGAGCCACCGCGCUUCAAUUCUUUACAGUUUCUGAGGAGACACCUGCUAGGCUAUACAUACCUGCAUUAAACACCAACGACGCCCCUGAAUUGGAGGAUGCCAAUAUUCCCAUGUACUCGUUGCCAGUCGAGCACGGCAAGAACUACAUUUCGCUGGGUUUUGUCUUUGGCCGCGGAACAGCCUUCAAAAGUCAAUUAGUAGGAGCCACAGGGGCAUCCACUGCCACUCCGGACGAGUUAACAGAAAAGAGCUGCGUGGUAUAUAUCUCGGAUGUCAGCAGCAUCCCAGAGGUGUCCAUGAAGUUCCUCCUUGACCUCGUGAAAAUUGACUUAUUGAUCAUCGAUUGCGUACACUGCCCUGGAAAAGUCUGUCAUGUACACAUUACGAUGGAUGAAAUGGCUGAGCUGGUGGUUCAGCUGAAGCCACGCUAUGCCAUCGCCGUUGGUAUGUACUGUGAUAUCAAGCAUGACGCUGGCAACGCCUGGCUCCAGGACGCAUUGGAGGGGUAUGUACGCGAUGGGCGGCUAAAGGCCGGUGAGGUGCUGGGGAUGUCGUUGGGUUAUGAUGGAAUGGAGCUAAUACUUCCGCAGUAG